Molecule: messenger RNA, 1224 nt
Organism: Osmia bicornis bicornis
Lineage: Eukaryota; Metazoa; Arthropoda; Insecta; Hymenoptera; Megachilidae
Product: kxDL motif-containing protein CG10681
Exons: 5
Coding region: 298-912 (204 amino acids)
Biological process (GO): lysosome localization
Cellular component (GO): BORC complex
Source: RefSeq, a predicted model, not a curated record
CACCCCUACAUGUAUCACGUUGGUGUGCAAAGAGGCUGGUGUGAUGAUAAUUCACAAAAAACGUCUCAAGGAAAUUGUAUCAAUUAAUUGUUUAUAGAAUUGAUUUCAUUUAGCAGUGCUUGAUUACUUACGAUCGUCUUGUUUAACUUGAACAUUAUCUGUACAAUGUUAUUAGACCAAUUCAAUGAAUGUGAAUAAAAAGGAAUAAUUGUUUUAUAAGUGGAUAAAGAAAAAUGACAAUUUUAGAAUCAUCUGGAGAUGAACAUUAUUGUUGUACAUGUGUAAAACUUUAAAAAAAUGGCAACAGCACAAGGUACACCAGAAUCUGACCCUGGUAGUUUUGAAUGCUUUCAAAACUACACAGCUCCAGAGGUAUUUAUACAAGGCUUGGCUGGUAUAGUGGAUCAGCAAGAUGUAGAGUCUAUGAUAAGGGCUCAAAAGCAAAUGUUGCAAAGAUUUGAAAAGACCAAUGAAAUGUUAACCAACUGUAAUCAGUUAUCGGUAAAUAGAUUAAAGGCUGCUGGCACAGAAUUCAAAAAACACACAACGCUAUUGAUAGAAAUGAAAAAGGAUUUGGAUUAUAUUUUUAAGAGGAUACGUAUUGUAAAAAAUAAAUUGAGUCAGCAGUAUCCUCAAGCGUUUAAUGAAGCAGUAAGAAGCAGCUUGGCAGAAGAAGUAAUAGUUGAGGAUGUAGAUUGUUCGGUUAAACCUCUGGAACCCGAAGUCGUUCCAUUACCAGCCGCGUCUCAAAGUGUUACGGAUCGAGACCCAGAUUCUGAUGUGCCGGUUGAGGAGUUUCAAUUCGCAAAGCUGCGGAAACGACGAAUAAAGAGCAACGAUAGUUCGUCGACGGAGAGCAACAACGAUCACAGUAACGCCGACACUACGUCCUGCACGUCUGAUUCUGGUUAACGCGCCGAGAUCCAAUGAUCCGAUGGAAAGAUACAAAACGGCCGAAAUUUGCGCCGAAAACAGGAUAGAUCGACGAGAAUUGCGUUCAUUACGCGGCGCUUCAGAAUGAAUCGUUAAACGACAAUAACGAGUUUCGAUCGACGACGAGUAACUAUCCAAAUUCACGAUGAAAGUAAACGAAAGAGGAAAAGAAAAGAAGUUGUUACUCGACUAACUGGCUGUUUGUAAAUCGCAGAAUUGUGAGUUCUGUUAAUGUCGAAUAACGAAUGAUGAAUAACGAAUAACGAAUAAAGGAUUUGUUUGUACACUGUA